This is a messenger RNA of Eucalyptus grandis, 1040 nucleotides long. Its product is annotated as very-long-chain enoyl-CoA reductase. The transcript is spliced from 2 exons. Bases 60 to 842 code for a protein of 260 amino acids. NCBI's taxonomy places the organism in Eukaryota, Viridiplantae, Streptophyta, Magnoliopsida, Myrtales, Myrtaceae. The record is from RefSeq and is a predicted model, not a curated record. Gene Ontology annotation, molecular function: oxidoreductase activity, acting on the CH-CH group of donors. Gene Ontology annotation, biological process: lipid metabolic process.
CACCACCUGGCUAUCAAAGAGUCAUCUCGGCCGCCGCAGAGAAACACGCUAGAGAAGGGAUGGUUAUAUCGACGAUACUGAAUUUCAUAUACCCGCCGCCUCCGUCGCUGUUCACGACGGCCAUGUCGGUGGUGACCGCGGCCUCGCUGGCGAAUGCGGGCUUGUCGGAGGUGAGAGGAGUUCACCUGCAGUACUCCAAGUUCACCCUCGCUGCCAACAAGAAAGUCCCGAGCAGGACCGGGAUGUUGGUCCUCUACUCGCCAGCUUUCCUCGCAGGCCUCGCUUCCUUCGCGGUCUUCCCCGGCGGGGGCCUCAGGUUUCUGGUCCUCCGAUCGGCCAUCUCCCUCCAUUUCUUCAAGAGAAUCCUCGAGGUCUUGUUUGUUCACAAGUUUAGUGGAGGAAUGGGUGUGGACUCCAUGGUGCUCAUCUCUUUCAGCUACUUCCUCUCAACCGCGACAUUGAUCUACUCCCAGCACCUGUCCCAGGGUCUUCCCAACCCACCGGUCGACCUGGUUUAUCCGGGAAUAGCGCUAUUCCUGGUCGGGAUGGCUGGCAACUUGUACCACCAUAUACUCCUCUCCAGGCUUAGGCAGGAGGGCGACGGAGAGUACAGGAUCCCCACGGGUGGUCUGUUUGGCCGGGUCAUUUGCCCGCACUACUUCUUUGAAGCCAUAGAAUUUGUGGGGAUUUCGUUCAUUGCCCAGACGGUUUAUUCUUGCUCCUGGACUCUGGGCGUACUUUUCUACUUCCUGGGCAGGAGUCAUGUCACCAGGAGGUGGUACACUUCCAAGUUUGAGGAUUUUCCUGAAGAUGUCAAGGCUCUUAUUCCAUACAUUUUCUGAACUGGUGAGAGUGGUGAUUGGAAGGAAACUGAUCCAGUGGAUUUCCGUUUGCAGCAAGAGUCAUGCGCAUUACGCAAGCUUACACCUGAUGUUUCAUUCUGAGUAAGAUUGACACAUAAUGAAUUUUGGAGUUGCUAGGGAUAUUGAUAUGACAUCUUGCACCUUAUUAAGAAUCUACUCAAUUACUGAAAAAGUUUA